AGACCAUUCACCAUUCGGCGUUUCCACUUUCCUAUCUCUUCGUUUAGGCCUUGGGGUUUUAUUUCAAGUUUCCAAAAUCGGACUUCUGUUGCCGGCGCGCACAACUCGAAGAGGAGAUUGGGAGAAGGAGAACUCCAGUCAGGCGACGGCGAGCACGAUUCAACUUUCUUCUCCCGUCUGGCGUGCUGCAACUGAAAGAGAAGUAGAGCACUGUACUGCCGCCAACGGCGAGUUCUUAUGAAGUGAUGGGUGGUAGAAGUUCUAAGCAUGUAAGUUCAAGACGAAGUUCGUCUAGUCGGUCAAACUCGCAGCAGGGGACCUACGGUUAUUAUCCGCAGUCGCCAUAUGCUCAAUCGAGAAGCACACCACAGCAUCUGUAUGCACCUCCAACUCCUAGCUAUGGUGGAACUCAGGCCCCUGAGUCAAGAAAGAGACUGGAAAGGAAGUAUUCAAGGAUAGAUGAUAACUAUAAUAGUUUAGAGCAGGUUACUGAGGCAUUGGCUCGUGCUGGCCUGGAGUCUUCAAAUCUUAUCGUCGGUAUAGAUUUCACGAAGAGCAAUGAGUGGACAGGUGCAAGAUCAUUUAACCGUAGAAGUUUGCAUCAUAUUGGAGAUGAGCAAAAUCCCUAUGAACAAGCAAUAGCAAUUAUUGGGCAAACAUUAUCAUCCUUUGAUGAGGAUAAUAUGAUUCCUUGCUUUGGUUUUGGAGAUGCAUCGACUCAUGACCAAGAGGUUUUCAGCUUUUAUCCCGACGAGCGAUUUUGUAAUGGAUUUGAAGAAGUGUUGGGUAGAUAUAGGGAGUUGGUGCCUCAUCUUCGACUUGCAGGACCAACAUCAUUUGCCCCAAUCAUCGAAAUGGCUAUCACAAUUGUCGAGCAAAGUGGUGGCCAAUACCAUGUAUUGGUAAUAAUAGCUGAUGGUCAGGUUACAAGAAGUGUUGAUACUGAGCGUGGACAGUUUAGCCCACAGGAAAAGAAAACCAUUGAAUCAAUUGUGAAAGCUAGUGAAUAUCCCCUGUCGAUUAUACUAGUCGGAGUAGGAGAUGGACCUUGGGACAUGAUGAGGGAAUUUGAUGACAAUAUCCCAGCUCGUGCCUUCGAUAACUUCCAAUUUGUGAAUUUCACAAAUAUAAUGUUGAAGAAUAUGGAUAGAGCCAGAAAGGAAACGGAAUUUGCUCUUGCUGCACUCAUGGAAAUACCCUCCCAGUAUAAAGCAACACUAGAGCUUGAUAUUUUGGGUGCCAGUAGAGGAAAGGAAAUCGACCGGGUUCCUCUUCCCCCUCCUCGUUAUGGACCUAGCACCCAAAAAACCUCCAACUCAAGCAGUUCUCGCCCAAUGCAACCCUCAUUUGGUGGAGUUGUUCCUGCCCAAACCGCACCUCCUCUAAGUUCGGUUUCUGAUGCCCAUGCUUGUCCCAUUUGCAUCUCCAAUGCAAAGGAUAUGGCUUUUGGUUGUGGACAUCAGACAUGUUGUGAAUGUGGACAGGAUCUUCAGCUAUGCCCCAUAUGUCGUAGCUUUAUCGACACUAGGAUAAAGCUUUAUUAGCUAAAACUAAAACCCUCUACUGAAUUCUUGCUCAUGUCACGAUAAAACUCCAGCGUCUUGCUUGAGUCAUCUAUGCAGCUCCUUUAUUGGGUAUGUUGAGCAAUAUAAUUUUGUAAAUAUUCAUAGUUUUUCCCUCCGAUUUUCAUUCAUGUUUUUCCUUGUCAUUCCAUAGAAUGUGUAUAAAUGAUCAAAUUCUUCAUGUAAACUAGUUUUGCAUUAUUCUGAAUGUAAUUAGAAUAUCUUUAGUGGGCUA
This is a messenger RNA of Benincasa hispida (wax gourd), 1797 nucleotides long. RefSeq names its product E3 ubiquitin-protein ligase RGLG2-like. Gene Ontology annotation, molecular function: ubiquitin-protein transferase activity. Gene Ontology annotation, biological process: protein ubiquitination. Gene Ontology annotation, cellular component: nucleus. The record is from RefSeq and is a predicted model, not a curated record. NCBI's taxonomy places the organism in Eukaryota, Viridiplantae, Streptophyta, Magnoliopsida, Cucurbitales, Cucurbitaceae.